This is a messenger RNA of Nicotiana tabacum (common tobacco), 1986 nucleotides long. NCBI's taxonomy places the organism in Eukaryota, Viridiplantae, Streptophyta, Magnoliopsida, Solanales, Solanaceae. The record is from RefSeq and is a predicted model, not a curated record.
AUGGGGCAACUUGCCAGUGCCCAAAAUACUCAAGCAGAUGGAGCUCUUCCAAGCGACACUAUGGCUAAUCCUAAGGCAUUUAUUAAUGAUGUUUCAUUGAGGAAUGGGAGACAGUUAGGAGAAGUCCAGUCAAAAAAGAGAAAACAAGUGACCUUUAAUGAGGAGUCGGCCACUAUUGAGCUGGAAUUAGAAAAAUCAAAGGAGUCAGAGAAGCCAGCUGAAGAGGCGGUGGCUAAGCAACCUCCACCAUUAGUUGCGAGGCCACCACCUCCGUUCCCUCAAAGAUUACAGAAAGUGAAGGAUAAUGUCACGUAUAAAAAUUUUCUUGAUAUUUUGAAGCAAGUGCAAAUCAAUAUUCCACUGGUAGACAUCCUGCAAGAAGUGCCCAAAUAUGCAAAAUACAUCAAGGACAUAAUGGCAAAUAAAAGGAGGUUGACUGAAUUCGAGACUAUGGCACUCACCAAGGAAUGUAGCUCUAGAAUCCAAAGCAAGCUACCUCAGAAAUUAAAGCAUCCACGUAGUUUCACUAUCCAAAUCUCGAUUGGUAAGCAUGCAGUCGGGCAAGCUUUGUGUGAUCUUGGAGCGAGCAUCAAUUUGAUGACGCUAUCUGUGUUCAGACAGUUGGGGUUGGGUGAGCCACGCCCAACAAUGGUAAUAUUACAGUUGGCUAAUCGCUCCCUUGCUCAUCCUGAAAGAGUGAUUGAAGAUGUGUUAGUGGGUUUUUUCAUAUUCCCUGCUGAUUUCAUUAUCUUGGACUACGAGCCUGAUCAAGAAGUCCCAUUUAUUUUGGGGCAUCCAUUUUUAGCAGUGGGCAGAGCUAUUAUUGAUGUAUGCAAAGAAAAGAUGACAAUCAGAGUCGGUGAUCGAGUGAAGGUAUUCAAUGUGUAUAAAGCACUCAUAUUGCCAGCCCACUAUGAAGAGCUAUCCAUGAUUUUUGUGGUGGAAAGUGAUGCUACGUCAUUGGUGCCUUAUAUGAGCCCCAUAGAUCCUCUUGAACGAGCUUUUAUUGGGGAUGAAGAAGACAGUGAAGAUGAGAUGAUGGGAGAAAUUGAGCAAGUACUUGACAAGUCUUGCAGUUAUGUCCAUGGGUUUGGGAGAUUUGAGGAGUUGGAUAGGCCUGUCACUCUGACCCUUCCUAAGAUAUAUAUUGAAGAAGAUCCAAAGCUAGAACUUAAGCCCCUUCCAGUGCAUCUGUGUUAUGUUUAUUUGGAGAACUCUGAGACAUUUCCAGUUAUUAUCGCAUCUAGCUUGACUAAUGUACAAGAAGGAAAACUACUCAGAUUACUUCGCGAACAUAAAAAGACUAUCAGAUGGAUAAUUGCUGACAUCAAGGGAAUUAGUCCAUCAUUUUGCAUGCAUACAAUCUUUCUGGAAGAUGGACACUGCCCCAGAGUUAAGCAACAAAGGAUAUUAAAUCCCAUUAUAAAAGAGGUCGUGAAGAAGGAAGAAGGCAUCGUGUUGGGUCACAGAGUGUCUGGAAGCGGAAUUGAAGUUGAUAAGGCAAAGGUGGAGAAGGUUAAAAAAUUACCUCCGCCAAUUUCUAUGAAAGGUGUCCGGAGUUUCUUGGGACACGCGGGAUUCUAUCGGCGCUUUAUAAAGGAUUUUACAAAAAUUGCUACGCCUUUGUGCAGGUUGCUUGAAAAGGACGUAACUUUCAAUUUUGAUGACGCAUGCCUGAAGGCAUUUGAAGAGCUCAAAAAGAAGUUGGCAGUUGCCCCCAUUAUUGCGGAACCAGAUUGGUCCUUACCAUUUGAUCUUAUGUGUGAUGCAAGUGACCAUGCUAUUGGGGCAGUGCUAGGCCAGAGGAAAGAAAAGGUCUUUUAUUCUAUCUACUAUGUGAGUAAGACUCUUGAUGAUGCACAGCUGAAUUACACCACUACUGAAAAGGAGCUGUUACCUGUUGUGUGGGCCUUUGAAAACUUUCGGGCAUACUUGGCNGGGCCAUUGAGAAAUUGCAGGCAUACUUGGUGGGAACAAAAGUCAUAG